AUGAAUCCACCAAAUGAUCUUAUUGAUCAUCAAAGUGAUCUAAUGAACCCACCAGAUGAUCUUAUUGAUCAUCAAAGUGAUCUAAUGAAUCCAAGAGAUGAUCUUAUUGAUCAUCAAAGUGAUCUAAUUGAUCCACCAAAUGAUCUUAUUGAUCAACAAAGUGAUUUAUUGAAUCCACCAAAUGAUCUUAUUGACCAACAAAGUGAUCUAAUGAAUCCACCAAAUGAUCUUAUUGAUCAUCAAAGUGAUCUAAUUAUUCCACCAAAUGAUCUUAUUGAUCAUCAAAGUGAUCUAAUGAAUCCACCAAAUGAUCUUAUUGAUCAUCAAAGUGAUCUAAUGAAUCCACCAAAUGAUCUUAUUGAUCAUCAAAGUGAUCUAAUUAUUCCACCAAAUGAUCUUAUUGAUCAUCAAAGUGAUCUAAUGAAUCCACCAAAUGAUCUUAUUGAUCAACAAAGUGAUCUAAUGAAUCCAUCAUAUGAUCUUAUUCUUAUUGAUCAACAAAGUGAUUUAAUGAAUCCACCAAAUGAUCUUAUUGACCACAAAGUGAUUUAA
Owenia fusiformis is the source of this 552-nucleotide messenger RNA. NCBI's taxonomy places the organism in Eukaryota, Metazoa, Annelida, Polychaeta, Sabellida, Oweniidae. The record is from the annotation of a GenBank genome assembly.